AUGAAGCCAAUACAACAAAAGAAACCACAAACAAGGAAGAGUGCUGGAGCAGUCCAACAACAAAAAUAUUCGAGGUGGUUGUUGCGUCCGUGCCUGACGAGGAACAUUAGGUUGCUCGUCGAAUCUCGGCGUCUAGUAGUAGCGGAUUCGAACGGCUUGGAAUCGCCAUUGGCAGGUGGAUUGGAGAGGCGCUGGAAAACGCUAAUCCGCUUUCUCUUUCUCGCGGAUUUGGUGGUGUUUGAGAGGGAAAGGCGAUGGAAAACGCUAAUCCGCCUUGUCUUUCUCGAGGAUUUGGUGGCGUCUGAGAGGGAUCUCAUGGCUCUGUCUAUGAAUUGUGGUAUUUAA
Molecule: messenger RNA, 345 nt
Organism: Striga asiatica
Lineage: Eukaryota; Viridiplantae; Streptophyta; Magnoliopsida; Lamiales; Orobanchaceae
Source: the annotation of a GenBank genome assembly